Molecule: messenger RNA, 1536 nt
Organism: Psammomys obesus (fat sand rat)
Lineage: Eukaryota; Metazoa; Chordata; Mammalia; Rodentia; Muridae
Gene: St8sia6
Product: ST8 alpha-N-acetyl-neuraminide alpha-2,8-sialyltransferase 6
Exons: 8
Coding region: 149-1192 (347 amino acids)
Biological process (GO): N-glycan processing; oligosaccharide metabolic process
Molecular function (GO): alpha-N-acetylneuraminate alpha-2,8-sialyltransferase activity
Source: RefSeq, a predicted model, not a curated record
CACGCUGCUCGCCCUGGCAGGCAGCCUGCUGCUGCUGCUGCUCCUCCUGCGUCUGUUUUGGUGCCCGGCGGACGCGCCCGCCCGCUCCAGGCUGUCGGUGGAGGAAAGCGGGGAGGACGCCGGCGUUGGCACCUCAGCGGUGUUGAGGAUGCUCCAGAGCCCGACCACCCCAGUACCACAGACCAGGAGCAGAAACAGCACAUAUCUGGAAGAGAAGUCACUCCAGCUGAUAGAAAAAUGCAAAAAUCUGCAAUAUGCCUUGAACUCUCUAUUUAACAAAACAAAACGGUACUCAGAGAAUGACUAUCUUCAGAUCAUUGCAAAUAUACAGACAUGCCCGUGGAAACGGCAAGCAGAAGAAUAUGACAACUUCAGAGCAAAACUGACUUCCUGUUGUGAUGCUGUUCAAAACUUCGUGGUUUCCCAGAACAACACUCCAGUGGGGACUAACAUUAGCUACGAGGUGGAAAGCAAGAGUCAAAUCCUCAUUCGAGAGAACAUUUUCCACAUGUUCCCAGUGACCCAGCCUUUUGUGGACUACCCCUAUAACCAGUGUGCAGUGGUUGGCAAUGGUGGAAUUCUGAACAAGUCUCUCUGCGGAGCAGAAAUCGAUAAAGCUGACUUUGUCUUUAGGUGUAACCUCCCCCCAGUCACAGGGGGUGCUACUAAAGAUGUCGGGAACAAGACGAAUCUUGUGACUGUGAACCCCAGCAUCAUAACACUGAAAUAUAAGAAUCUGAAGGAGAAAGAAAGGUUUCUGAAGGAUAUUUCCAACUAUGGAGACGCGUUCCUUCUCCUGCCAGCCUUUUCCUUCAGGAUGAACACUGGCCUGUCUUUUAAAGUCCACCAAACGCUUAAAGAGUCUAAGGCGAGGCAAAAGGCUCUGUUCUUCCACCCCAGGUACCUGAAAAAUCUCGCUGUUUUCUGGAGAACUAAGGGGGUGACCGCCUACCGCUUGUCCACAGGCCUGAUGAUCGCAAGCCUCGCGGUGGAGCUGUGUGAAAACGUGAAGCUCUAUGGCUUCUGGCCUUUCUCUAAGACUGUGGAAGAAACCCCACUCAGUCACCACUACUACGACAACACGUUACCCAAACAGGGCUUCCACCAGAUGCCCAAAGAGUACAGCCAGAUGCUGCAGCUCCACAUGAAAGGCAUCCUCAAACUGCAAUUCGGGAAAUGUGAAAUGACUUAACGUUUCUUAAAAUAGGAAUAAUUAAUUGCGGUAGAUGUAAUAGGUGCGUCGUGGUCUCUUCAAACACUAAAGGAGGGUUACAGAAGAGCUCCCCAACGUGGCUAGACCAAAGCUCCCCAUUAACUUUGCAGCCUCCACAAGUCACUCAUUCAACUUUCUUUCUCUGAAAAUGGAGAUCAUGGUAUCAGACUCUGACAAGUAAAACAAAAUGAUUUUUUAAAAAGCCUCUUAGAAUUUGAUUUGAGGGGCUGGCUGAAUGUUUCCUUGCUCCUAUUUGUAAUAGCCAUUUCCACCUUUACCAGAGUUGGUAAUGAAACUGUGCCAAAGACACUUUCUGAAGAGAA